Molecule: messenger RNA, 502 nt
Organism: Darwinula stevensoni
Lineage: Eukaryota; Metazoa; Arthropoda; Ostracoda; Podocopida; Darwinulidae
Source: the annotation of a GenBank genome assembly
CUGAACACAGGCCAGAACGGUCCAUUGAACCCAGAAAACCCGGAGGAUGUGGCGGCGGCAGCCCGUCGGAUGGAAUUCGACCUGGGAUGGUUCGCCGAUCCGGUCUACUUCGGCAACUAUCCGCAAACGAUGAUCGACAAGAUUGGAGAGAAAAGCGAGGCGCAAGGGUUUCCGGAAUCCCGUCUCCCCGUCUUCACUGCUGAAGAACAGGAGAUCCUUGCCGGCAGCUCCGACUUCUUCGGCUUAAAUGCCUACACGUCCACAUAUGUAACAAAUUACGUAAAUGACAUAGAUUGUGUCAGUUUUGAAUGCGAUACGGAUACACAAUUAUCUUCGGAUCCUUCCUGGUAUGGGUGAGUACAGGAGCUCAAUCUGCAAUUAUAGCCGUAUCGAUUUUGAUAAAGUUUAACUUAAUGAUGUUAAAUAUUAAUAUAAACUCACACGGCGAAUAUACAGGUUCAUAUCAAAAGCGGUAGGAAAUUUCUUUAAAAUAUUUAAGAGC